This is a messenger RNA of Zingiber officinale, 1260 nucleotides long. RefSeq names its product dnaJ homolog subfamily C member 8-like. The record is from RefSeq and is a predicted model, not a curated record. Bases 81 to 818 code for a protein of 245 amino acids. The transcript is spliced from 9 exons. NCBI's taxonomy places the organism in Eukaryota, Viridiplantae, Streptophyta, Magnoliopsida, Zingiberales, Zingiberaceae.
GGCCCAAAUAGAAGCAAAGAGGUACCUCGCGGUGGGAGAGCGAGAACGAGGAAGGUCGGUGCGGUGCCGGAGCUGUUGCGAUGGCUGCCGAGACGGAGGAGGAUCUUCUGCUCAAGAGUUUCAUGUCUGAGGUCAGCGAAGUGGAGAGGGAUAACGAGGUCACCAGGAUACUCUCAUGCUUUAAGCUGAAUCCUUUUGAGCAUCUUAAGUUGUCCUUUGAUUCCUCGGUUGAUGAAGUGAAGAAGCAGUAUAGAAGGCUGUCCUUACUGGUUCACCCUGACAAGUGCAAGCAUCCACGAGCAAAGGAGGCUUUUGCUGCAUUGGCAAAAGCUCAGCAGUUACUCCUUGAUCCACCGGAAAGAGAAUACCUUCUUAGCCAAAUCAGCACUGCUAAACAGGAGCUUAAGCUAAAAAGGAAGAAAGAACUCAAGAAAGGCAAUGCUUCUAAAAUAAAAGCAAUGGUAGAUGAGGGGAAAUAUGAGCAGCAGUAUGAACAAUCAGAAGAGUUCAAGCAAGAGUUGAAAAUUAAAGUGCGUGAAAUUUUAACUGAACAAGAAUGGCGGAGGAGGAAAAUGGCAGUGCGGAUAUCCGAAGAGGAAGGAAGAUUGAAGAAAGAUGAAGAAGAAACAAAGGAGAUGUGGAAAAGAAAACGUGAACACGAGGAACAGUGGGAGGAAACAAGAGAUGGGCGAGUUUCCAGCUGGAGAGAUUUUAUGAAGACUGGAAAGAAGGGCAAAAAAGGCGAGAUACGACCUCCCAAACUGAAGACAGAGGAUCCAAACAAGUCUUACGUGCAAAGGCCUGUAAAACGAAGUUGAGAAUCACGCGAAAACAAUAUCUGAUUCUCUCUGGAGUAAGUCUGCCAUGCCGGAUUCAGUUAACUGUACUAUUUACUCCGGCCAUUAAGGCGUGUUAACAUCCAUCGGAGUUGUACACCAGAGUGCAAAACAAAUCGCUAAUUCUCCCCUGUCCCAAUUGCCACAGUUUCUUUGCGAGUCUUGUUGGAUGAUUAAAUCAUUUUCAGCACAUAUACUCACUACUGGAUAUGCUAAAUGCUGCAGAUAACUUGUAAUUAGAUAGGUUUACAGUACAUGUUUACAGGCUGCAAUUUCUGAGAUUCAUGGCUUGAAUCUCUUGUCGUUGAGGAAAGUUGAUGUAUUUGUUAGUUUAUUCACAAAACAAAAGACCAAACUUUUGGUUUAAAUUGACACAAUAUUCUUUUGUUGAUCGUUUAAUCGAAUGGGUAGGCAAUCCGAUCAA